CAUGGCGGGAAAGUCGAAAACGACGGGCGGUGACGGCUUCUCGGUGAGUUAGUGGAGCAGUGGUCGUAGUCUCUUGAGGCCCCGCUCCCCUGCGGCCUAAUCUCUAAGUCCGAGCCACGGUUGGAGUUCUCCUCUGGGGCUCGCGCCCCGAACCUCGGCUUCCUCAUCUGCGCUGAGAUGGGAUAAUCCCCACAGGAAGUAAUUUAAAUGCACAAGACAUUGGUCAAAAUGGUUUCCAAAAGAAGACUGUCAAAAUCUGAGGAUAAAGAGAGCCUGAUCGAAGAUGCCUCCAAAACCAGGAAGCAACCACUUUCCAAAAAGACAAAGAAAUCUCAUAUUGCUAAUGAAGUUGAAGAAAAUGACAGCAUCUUUGUGAAGCUUCUUAAGAUAUCAGGAAUUAUUCUUAAAACGGGAGAGAAUCAGAAUCAACUAGAGUCUUAUCAACUGCUUCCCUGGGGAUUGAACAUACUACAGCCUGCCAUUAUCAAAACCUUGUUUGAGAAGUUGCCAGAAUAUUUUUUUGAAAACAAGAACAGUGAUGAAAUCAACAUACCUCGACUCAUUGUCAGUCAACUAAAGUGGCUUGACAGAGUUGUAGAUGGCAAGGACCUCACCGCCAAGAUCAUGCAGCUGAUCAGUAUUGCUCCAGAGAAUCUGCAGCAUGACAUCAUCACCAGCCUACCUGAGAUCCUAGGGGAUUCCCAGCACACUGAUGUGGGGAAAGAACUCAGUGAUCUACUGAUAGAGAAUACUUCACUCACUGUCCCAAUUUUGGAUGUCCUUUCCAGCCUCCGACUUGAUCCAAACUUCCUGUUGAAGGUUCGCCAGUUGGUGAUGGAUAAGUUGUCAUCUAUUAGAUUGGAGGAUUUACCUGUGAUAAUAAAGUUCAUUCUUCAUUCCAUAACAGCCAUGGAUGCACUUGAGGUAAUUUCUGAGCUUCGGGAGAAGUUGGAUCUGCAACAUUGUGUUUUGCCAUCACGGUUACAGGCUUCCCAAGUAAAGUUGAAAAGUAAAGGACGAGCAAGUUCCUCAGGAAAUCAAGAAAGCAGCGAUCAGAGCUGUAUUAUUCUCCUCUUUGAUGUAAUAAAGUCAGCUAUUAGAUAUGAGAAAACCAUUUCAGAAGCCUGGAUUAAGGCAAUUGAAAACACUGCCUCAGUGUCUGAACACAAGGUGUUUGACCUGGUGAUGCUUUUCAUCAUCUAUAGCACCAAUACUCAGACAAAGAAGUACAUUGAAAGGGUGCUAAGAAAUAAGAUUCGAUCAGGCUGCAUUCAAGAACAACUGCUCCAGAGUACAUUCUCUGUUCAUUACUUAGUUCUUAAGGAUAUGUGUUCAUCCAUUCUGUCGCUGGCUCAGAGUUUGCUUCACUCUCUAGACCAGAGUAUAAUUUCAUUUGGCAGUCUCCUAUACAAAUAUGCAUUUAAGUUUUUUGACACGUAUUGCCAGCAGGAGGUGGUUGGUGCCUUAGUGACCCAUAUCUGCAGUGGGAAUGAAGCUGAAGUUGAUACUGCGUUAGAUGUCCUCCUAGAGUUGGUAGUGUUAAACCCGUCUGCUAUGAUGAUGAAUGCUGUCUUUGUAAAGGGCAUUUUAGAUUAUCUGGAUAACAUAUCCCCUCAGCAAAUACGAAAACUCUUCUAUGUUCUCAGCACACUGGCAUUUAGUAAACAGAAUGAAGCCAGCAGCCACAUCCAGGAUGACAUGCACUUGGUGAUAAGAAAGCAGCUCUCUAGCACCGUAUUCAAGUACAAACUCAUUGGGAUUAUUGGUGCUGUCACCAUGGUUGGCAUCAUGGCAGCAGACAGCUAUUACAAUCUGUUGUUAAAAAUUAAGGAUUGCCUAGAGGUGACCUCCUUGUUGCAGUUGGUUCAUUCCUGCAGUGAGCAGUCUCCUCAGGCCUCUGCACUUUACUAUGAUGAAUUUGCCAACCUGAUCCAACAAGAAAAGCUGGAUCCAAAAGCCCUGGAACGUGUUGGGCAUACCAUCUGCAAUGAUUUCCAGGAUGCCUUCGUAGUGGACUCCUGUGUUGUUCCGGAAGGUGACUUUCCAUUUCCUGUGAAAGCACUGUACGGACUGGAAGAAUACAACACUCAGGAUGGGAUCGCCAUCAACCUCCUGCCGCUGCUGUUUUCUCAGGACUUUGCAAAAGAUGGGGGUCCGGUGACUUCACAGGAAUCAGGCCAAAAAUUGGUGUCUCCACUGUGCCUGGCUCCCUAUUUCCGAUUACUGAGACUUUGUGUGGAGAGACAGCAUAACGGAAACUUGGAGGAGAUUGAUGGUCUACUAGAUUGUCCUAUAUUCCUAACUGACCUGGAGCCUGGAGAGAGGCUGGAGUCCAUGUCUGCUAAAGAGCGUGCAUUCAUGUGUUCUCUCCUAUUUCUUACUCUCAACUGGUUCCGAGAGAUUGUGAAUGCCUUCUGCCAGGAAACGUCACCUGAGAUGAAGGGGAAGGUGCUCACCCGGUUAAAGCACAUUGUAGAACUGCAAAUAAUCCUGGAAAAGUACUUGGCAGUCACCCCAGACUAUAUCCCUCCUCUUGGAAACUUUGACGUGGAAACUUUAGAUAUAACACCUCAUACUGUUACUGCUAUUUCAGCAAAAAUCAGAAAGAAAGGAAAAAUAGAAAGGAAACAAAAAGCAGAUGGUAGCAAGACAUCCUCCUCUGACACAAUUUCAGAAGAGAAAAAUUCAGAAUGUGACCCUACACCAUCUCAUAGAGGCCAGCUGAACAAGGAGUUCACAGGGAAGGAAGAAAAGACAUCAUUGUUACUACAUAAUUACCAUGCUUUUUUCCGAGAGCUGGACAUUGAGGUCUUCUCUAUUCUACAUUGUGGACUUGUGACCAAGUUCAUCUUAGAUACUGAAAUGCACACUGAAGCGACAGAAGUUGUGCAACUUGGGCCCGCUGAGCUACUUUUCUUGCUAGAAGAUCUCUCCCAGAAGCUGGAGAAUAUGCUGACACCUCCUAUUGCCAGGAGAGUCCCCUUUUUCAAGAACAAAGGAAGCCGGAAUAUUGGAUUCUCACAUCUCCAACAGAGAUCUGCCCAAGAAAUUGUUCAUUGUGUUUUUCAACUGGUGACCCCAAUGUGUAACCACCUGGAGAACAUUCACAACUAUUUUCAGUGUUUAGCUGCUGAGAAUCAUGGUGUAGUUGAUGGACCAGGAAUGAAAGUUCAGGAGUACCACAUAAUGUCUUCCUGCUAUCAAAGGCUGCUGCAGAUUUUUCAUGGGCUUUUUGCUUGGAGUGGAUUUUCUCAACCUGAAAAUCAGAAUUUACUGUAUUCAGCCCUCCAUGUCCUUAGUAGCCGACUGAAACAGGGAGAACACAGCCAGCCGUUGGAGGAACUGCUCAGCCAGAGCUUCCAUUACUUGCAGAAUUUCCAUCAAAGCAUUCCCAGUUUCCAGUGUGCUCUUUAUCUCAUCAGACUUUUGAUGGUUAUUUUGGAGAAAUCGACAGCUUCUACUCAGAACAAAGAAAAAAUUGCUUCCCUUGCCAGACAAUUCCUCUGUCGGGUAUGGCCAAGUGGGGAUAAAGAGAAGAGCAGCAUCUCUAAUGACCAGCUCCAUGCUUUGCUCUGUAUCUACCUGGAGCACACAGAUAGCAUUCUGAAGGCCAUAGAGGAGAUUGCUGGUGUUGGUGUCCCAGAACUGAUCAACUCUCCUAAAGAUGUGUCUUCCUCCACAUUCCCUACACUGACCAGGCACACUUUUGUUGUUUUCUUCCGUGUGAUGAUGGCUGAACUAGAGAAGACAGUGAAAAAAAUUGAGCCUGGCACAGCAGCAGACUCGCAGCAGAUUCAUGAAGAGAAGCUCCUCUACUGGAACAUGGCUGUUCGAGACUUCAGUAUCCUCAUCAACUUGAUAAAGGUAUUUGACAGUCAUCCUGUUCUGCAUGUAUGUUUGAAGUACGGACGUCUCUUUGUGGAAGCAUUUCUGAAACAAUGUAUGCCGCUCCUAGACUUCAGUUUUAGAAAACACCGGGAAGAUGUUCUGAGCUUACUGGAAACCUUCCAGUUGGACACAAGGCUACUUCAUCACCUGUGUGGGCAUUCCAAGAUUCACCAGGACACGAGACUCACACAACAUGUGCCUCUGCUCAAAAAGACCCUGGAACUGUUAGUUUGCAGAGUCAAAGCUAUGCUCACCCUCAACAAUUGUAGAGAGGCUUUCUGGCUGGGCAAUCUAAAAAACCGGGACUUGCAGGGUGAAGAGAUUAAGUCCCAAAAUUCCCAGGAGAGUACAGCAGAUGAGAGUGAGGAUGACAUGUCAUCCCAGGCCUCCAAGAGCAAAGCCACUGAGGAUGGUGAAGAAGACGAAGUAAGUGCUGGAGAAAAGGAGCAAGACAGUGAUGAGAGUUAUGAUGACUCUGAUUAGACCCCAGACAGAUUGUUGCCCGCUUCUGUGUCUCUGCCA
Cercocebus atys (sooty mangabey) is the source of this 4410-nucleotide messenger RNA. RefSeq names its product Fanconi anemia, complementation group D2 (gene FANCD2). Lineage: Eukaryota; Metazoa; Chordata; Mammalia; Primates; Cercopithecidae. The transcript has 42 exons. The record is from RefSeq and is a predicted model, not a curated record. Gene Ontology annotation, cellular component: nucleus; condensed chromosome. Gene Ontology annotation, molecular function: DNA polymerase binding. The coding region runs from base 208 to 4371 and encodes 1387 amino acids. Gene Ontology annotation, biological process: homologous chromosome pairing at meiosis; mitotic intra-S DNA damage checkpoint signaling; double-strand break repair involved in meiotic recombination.